GUGACAGAAGCUGCAGUCCAGACAAAACUCUGUUUCCAUCUGAAGAAAAUUCAUCUGAGUUUAUCUGUUCUUUCUCAACAUCUGACUCAAAUACUGUGUGUAGACAUGUCUGCUGCCAGCUCUCUGAGAUCUGAAGAUCAGUUUCUGUGCUCCAUCUGUCUGGAUGUGUUCACUGAUCCAGUCACUACAUCAUGUGGACACAACUUCUGCAAACACUGCAUCACUCAGCACUGGGAUCAUAAUGACAUAUUCCAGUGUCCAAUGUGUAAAGAGAUAUUGCACACUAGACUUCAGCUGAAGAUCAACACUUUCAUCAGUGAGGUGGUUGCUGAGUUCAGACAUGAAUCUCAACAGAAAACCAGCAGCAGCAGCUUAGAGCAACAAGCUGCCAAACCAGGAGAAGUUCCCUGUGACGUCUGCAUCGGAACCAAACCGAAGGCCCUGAAGUCCUGCCUGGUGUGUCUGCUCUCCUACUGUGACUCUCACCUGCAGCCUCAUCUGACAGUGUCACGCCUGAAAAGACAUCAGCUGAUCCACCCUGUGGACAACCUGGAAGACAGGAUGUGUAGGAAGCACGAUAAACCUCUGGAGCUGUUCUGUAAGACCGACCAGACAUGUGUCUGCACGCUCUGCUCUGUUUUAAACCACAAGACACAUGAGUUUGUUCCUCUGAAAGAAGAAUAUGAAGGAAAGAAGGCAGAGCUGGGGAAGACAGAGGAUGAAAUUCAGCAGAUGAUCCAGAAGAGACGACGGAAGAUUGAGGAGAUGAAAAAGUCAGUGAAGAUGAGUAAAGCUGCUGCAGACAGACAGAUAGCAGAAGGUGUUCAGGUCUUCACUGCUCUGAAGGAGUCUGUUGAGAGAGGCCUGGACCAGCUCAUAAAGGAGAUCGAAGACAAACAGAAAACAACAGAAAAACAGGCUAAAGGUUUCAUCAAACAUCUGGAACAGGAAGUCUCUGAGCUGAUGAAGAGAAGCUCUGAGGUAAAGCAGCUCUCACACUCUGAAGACCACCUCCACCUCCUCCAAAGCUUCUCCUCCCUGAAAGCUGCUCCACCCACCAAGGACUGGACAGAGGUCAGCGUCCGUCCACCAUCAUAUGAGGGGACUGUGGUGAAAGCUGUGACUCAGCUGGAGGAGACACUCAGGAAAGACAUGAAGAAUCUGCUUGAGGUUGAGCUGAAGAGGGUCCAGCAGUAUGCAAUGGAUGUGACUCUAGAUCCUGAUACAGCGCAUCCUCAACUCAUCCUGUCUGGUGAUGGAAAACAAGUUCACUGUGGUGACGUGUGGAAGAAUCUUCCCGACAACCCAGAGAGAUUUUCUAAAUAUGCGUGUCUUUUAGGAAGGAAUAGUUUCUCUUCUGGCUGUUUUUAUUUUCAGGUUCAAGUUAAAGGAAAGACUGACUGGGAUCUAGGAGUGGCCAGAGAAUCAAUAAACAGGAAGGGAAUCAUUCCACUGAGUCCACAGAAUGGUUUCUGGACUGUAUGGUUGAGAAAUGGAAAUGAAUACAAAGCUCUUGCUGGUCCUUCAGUGCGUCUUUCUCUUCAUUCUCAUCCUGAGAAGGUGGGGGUGUUUGUGGAUUAUGAGGGUCUGGUCUCCUUUCAUGAUGUAGAUACUGCAGCUCUUAUCUACUCCUUUACUGGCUGCUCCUUCAAUGACAAACUUUAUCCAUACUUCAGCCCCUGUAAUAAUGAUGGUGGUAAAAACUCUGCACCUCUGAUCAUCUGUGCUGACAACCAAACUGUCUGUUAAUGAUGAAGCUUUGAGAUCAACGAAUGAACUCAGUAAUCUUCAUACUAAGGCUGUCGCGGUAUACUAGUUUUGAUGAUAAUAAAGAUAUUAAAAAAAUUAAAUGAAAUGCUUGAUAAUAUCGUGUAAAUACUGCCCAAUCUUGUCCCCCGACCAAUUAUAAUUGGUUCCGCAUCUUGCCUACUGUAUAAUUUUCCUCAGAUCCUGAGGUGAAGCUGCUUCCAGUCUCUGAGACGAGAAGACUGAUCUUUUGUCAGCCACAAUGUCCCUGGAAAUGUCCCACCUGUGCUUUUAAUGCAGAGACUUGUUCACAAUAAGCACUUUAUAUCUGAUGAUUUUGCAGUGAGGACAGUGUUCAGUGGCUAUGUCAUAAAGUCCAAAAGGAUUUUAAGUGGAAGAGGAAAUCAAUUAUAAUUGUGGCACACAGAGAAACAAAGAUUCAAAAAAGUUGGGAAAACAAUUAUCUUUUCACUAAUGUUGAUUCCACCAGAGUGUAUGUUGUAUGAUUGAAGUCUGUGAUUAUUAGGGGCAUGUUUUGUCCUGUUUAUUGUGCUAGUAAGUACAGUACUGAUGUCAUUUCAGACACGUUUUGUCCCAUGUUACUUUGUUCAUUGCACUAAGUGUCUUUGUAGAAAUAGGUCUAUUAAUGAUUCAUGUCUUUCGUCAAAUAUUUAAAGAAGCUUCUUUAAAGACAGAUAGAGAUAAAUGUAAAGCACAAUAACUAGUGUCAUUAAGUUUUCAUAAUUAUUUUGUGAUAGUAUUUAUUUUGCACAUGCCUGCUCUAUACACUUACGUUCUACUGUUAUUUGUAGUGUGAGUGUGAUUCAUCUCCCAAAAGUGACAUAAAAACAGUUAAAGAUGCAUUUCCUGGAUUUUGCUAUUAUUAUUUACAUUUACAGAUAUCGUGAUAGCCCUAUGUCACACUUUGUUUUCUUCCUAUCUAAAUGUAUCUUUGUAUAUUUAAUGGUUUCUGGACUUUUAUCAUUUACUUGUUUUAAAGUUUUUCCACAUAUACAUCAAUUGGGAUGAUUGUUAAAUGAGCUACAA
Molecule: messenger RNA, 2793 nt
Organism: Mugil cephalus (flathead mullet)
Lineage: Eukaryota; Metazoa; Chordata; Actinopteri; Mugiliformes; Mugilidae
Product: E3 ubiquitin-protein ligase TRIM21-like
Exons: 2
Coding region: 106-1749 (547 amino acids)
Biological process (GO): protein ubiquitination
Molecular function (GO): ubiquitin-protein transferase activity; protein binding; zinc ion binding
Source: RefSeq, a predicted model, not a curated record